ACACAAGGAAUCCUCCCAUUUCACUAGAAAUAGAAAAUAAAUUCUUUCAGUUUCAUAUUUAGUUUCAACUUGAACUUGUAGUAACUCUGUUGACUCUAUUGAAAAUGGAACAUUGAGAGAAUGUUAUAAAACCCUUGACAACCAUUCCUUUUCUAAUUUUGUGAAUAAUAAGAUUUGUAUCAUGUUUCCUCGUUCAUACAGCUUGAAAGAUAUUCCACAAGUACAAGGAAAGACUGCGAUAGUAACAGGUUCGAAUACGGGCAUUGGCUUGGUAACUGCAAGAGAACUUGUAAGAAAAGGCUGGCAUGUUGUGUUGGCUUGUCGUAAUGAAAACAAAGCCAAAGAGGCUAUGAGAAGUAUUGAGACUAUUACUGGAAGAUCUUCCAGUGUAGACUUUUUGCCUUUGGAUUUGGCCUCCUUGCAAUCUGUGAGAGACUUUUCAAAACGAUUUUUGGAAAAAUAUAGCUCACUAAACCUUUUGAUAAACAAUGCUGGGGUUCUUGCUACCAAGUUUGAACUUACCAAAGACGGUCACGAAAUCCAUUUUGGUGUAAACCACCUGGGUCACUUUCUUUUGACAAAUCUACUCCUGUCCAGGCUACGAGAAAGUCAUCCUUCACGCAUAGUUGUCGUUUCAAGUGUCGCGCAUCAACAUACUUUUAGAGAAGGUAUUCUCUUUGAUGACAAGAAAAGAAACGCUCCCUGGAAGAAUAUAGUGGAACGUUUGCACGCCUAUGGCCAAAGCAAAUUAGCCAAUCUCUUGUUUGCCAAGGAACUUGCCAGGAGGCUAGAGAAGACACAGGUAUAUGUUAACGCUUUACAUCCAGGCGUGAUACGUUCUGAACUCUUCCGCUCCGAGAAUCCGUUCUUGCUGUUCCCUAUUAUGGCAUUUGCAAGGACUACUGAAAAUGGUGCCCUCACCAGUCUUUAUGUAGCAACGAGUCCUGAUAUAGAAGAGAAAAAUAUUAGAGGAGCAUACUUUAAGCCUUCUGCUACACUCCCAGCUCCUUUCAUACGACCAGCUAUCUGCACUCCCUCUUCAAAAGCUCGUGAUGCCAAGUUGGCUACCAGUUUGUGGGAACUUAGUGAAAGACUGGUAGGUUUAAGUAAAUAAUAAAACAGUUGUGUAUAUUUCACUCCGACGAAAGUUCUUUUCACUUGUGCAAUUGUUGAA
Molecule: messenger RNA, 1174 nt
Organism: Galdieria sulphuraria
Lineage: Eukaryota; Rhodophyta; Bangiophyceae; Galdieriales; Galdieriaceae
Product: protochlorophyllide reductase
Exons: 3
Coding region: 182-1114 (310 amino acids)
Source: RefSeq, a predicted model, not a curated record